ACCCAAACACUGGGUGUGGUUCAUUAUUAAAUGGCGGACGGUGGACCUGAGGCAAGAGGAGGCAUUGGAGACUCUUUGGUUGAUGCUUUACCCUAUAUUGAUAAAGAAUAUGAUGACCCUGGUCUAAAAGAUGCUGCAUUACAGUUGAUCGAUGAAGAGACUAAGAGAUACAGACCUACUAAGAACUACAUUGACUAUCUACCAGUACCUCGUGAAUCAUUUGAAUCACCACUACUGAAGAUUGAGAUGGAUAGACUAGCUUCACGCCAACCAAUGGAAACUUUAAGUAUGAAAAGAUAUGAGUUACCUCAGCCAAGUGCUGCUCAGAAGAAUGAUGUAGGAGCAUGGCAAGACUCUGUUAGUAAUUCAUGUGCUCAGUUGGAACAUCAAAAUGAAAGGAUUGUAAAUUUGGAGUUGCUAUCACAGUAUGGCAGUAAUGAAUGGAGACUACACAAUGAGCUUAUGUCUCGUAUGGUUGAUCGCGAAACUAAAGAACUUCGAUCGCUAAAAAACCAAGUACAGGAAGUGAACUGGCAGAGGAAGACUGAGCAGACUAAUGUUGGUACACAAUUAGAGGAAUUGAAUAACCACUGGAUGACGUUAGUUUAUAGAAAUUUUGAAAUUGAGAGAGAAUGUUUAAAAGUUCAGAGAGAAAAUGAAUUUUUGAAAAGGAAAGCUGAAGAAAGACAAGGACAACAACAGCAAGACGAUGAGUCUUGAUUGGAACACUGUACUUGAACUAAGACCAUUAGCAGACCCAAUUUUGUUUGGUUUAACUAUUGUCUACGUACAUGUAGCUUUACAAAUUAUCAAGAUUAAACAAAUUGUGAUGUUAAUAAAUUAAA
Amphimedon queenslandica is the source of this 845-nucleotide messenger RNA. RefSeq names its product pre-mRNA-splicing factor SPF27-like. The record is from RefSeq and is a predicted model, not a curated record. Gene Ontology annotation, cellular component: catalytic step 2 spliceosome; precatalytic spliceosome; Prp19 complex. Bases 31 to 720 code for a protein of 229 amino acids. Gene Ontology annotation, biological process: mRNA processing. NCBI's taxonomy places the organism in Eukaryota, Metazoa, Porifera, Demospongiae, Haplosclerida, Niphatidae. The transcript has 7 exons.